CAUAUAUAUACAGUUUACGUUACCUUCAUUAACUUAAACACAUAUAACCAUGUGUGUGUAUAUAUAGCCUGUGUGUGUGUGAAGUUAAUUAAGGUAAUGUAAACUGUCGUUGGUGGAAUGAAAUAUAAACAUACAGUUGAGGUUUGUUUCAUUGACAUAGUCUGCAGUUGUUGCCUAUAUGCGCCAUGUAGGAAGCAUGCGCACUCGCUCACCCACACACACACACACACACACACAGACACAUACACAUACAUACACACACACACACACACACACGUACAUCUUCAGUCUCUCACACAAAGAGACAAAUGUCCUUUUGGCGUUUUUGAAAACACGUCACAGAGCACUGGGGUCGUUGAACAGGAGACACCCAAUUGAAAACACGCACUGCUUCUGAUUCAAAUUCAAUUUUGUUUAUUUCUACUGCGAUAAUUGCCUCGGUUUAUUUAUACAUUUAUUUAUUUAUUUAUUUUUUUUUUAUUGAACAGCCUAUGUGCAAAAGUCCAGCGAUGGCCCCGUGAGUCUGCACGAGCCCGCAAACCAAUUUCAAGUCCGUGUUGUAGGUGUCGCUGUUGACCACGUCUGCAUCCGCAGUGCACGAGAGCGUGUGCAGCGGAGAGGAGGCUGCGUCUCAAGGCCAUUUUCAAAUCUCAUUGGUGGGCUUGUCAUGUGGUCGGGAGGCAUCCUGACUUACACGGAGAUGGUUUUUCCUAUAGAUAUGUCAGCCUACAAAGGACAUCUCUCUCCUCCAAAGAACUUUACCCCCAAAAUGUCCUUCCCCACUAGCUCUCCUGCGGCAAACACCUUUCUAGUGGACUCGCUCAUUGGCGCGUGCAGGACGGACAGCUUUUACUCCAGCAGCAACAUGUACAUGCCGUCCGGCUCAGAAAUGGGAACUUACGGAAUGCAAACCUGUGGACUCCUGCCGUCUUUCGGCAAAAGAGGGGAGGUCAGCCACCAAAAUAUGGGCAUGAAUGUCCACUCGUACAUACCUCAGCUAGAUAACUGGACUGACCCGAGCAGAGCCUGCAGAAUAGAGCCGUCCACGCAGAUGACAAACUGUUCAUUUUCACAGAGCAUAAAGGAAGAGAGUAACUGCUGCAUGUACUCCGACAAGAGAGUGCAGAAAGUCAGCGUGACAGAAGUGCCCGCUUACUCUAAUGUGGUCCCCGAGUCCUGUCCCGCAGACGGCCCGGAGAUCCCGGUACCGGGAUAUUUCAGACUGAGCCAAACUUAUGCGAAUGGGAAGCAUCAGGAAAACUACUGCCAUCAGCCGCCGAGUCCGAACCCAACAUUGAUGCAGCUCAGUCGGCUCACCCCGAAGCCGCAGUCCGCUUCCUCCUCCUCUUCAUCGUCCUCUAAUUUUGCAGAGGUGGAAAAGAAAAGUGAAGACGUCCAGCCGCAGGAUUCCGAGACCUCGAGGACUCCGGUCCCCGCGGAAAGUCCGGACCCAAAGUCCGGCUGUGAGGAGAAAAGCUGCACCAUGGACGCGCCUGUGUCCAGCCCUGAGCUGCAGCAGCAGCAGCAGGAAGGGAAAGACUGCAAGAGUGACACGCCGACGAGCAACUGGUUAACAGCCAAGAGUGGCAGAAAGAAAAGAUGCCCCUACACCAAGCACCAGACCCUGGAGUUGGAGAAGGAGUUUCUCUUCAAUAUGUAUCUGACCCGAGAGCGCCGCCUAGAGAUCAGCAGGGGCGUCAACCUCACCGACAGGCAGGUCAAGAUCUGGUUUCAGAACCGCAGGAUGAAACUGAAGAAAAUGAACAGGGAGAACCGCAUCCGUGAACUGACCUCAAACCUCACCUUUUCGUGAGCUCGCAUUUGUUUCUUUUGUUUUCCUUUUUUUCCUCUGUUUAUUUGUAUGUCUCUUGUAUUCAGUUUGAUGCGUUUGGUGGCAUUGGACGUUCAUCUUUAAUUUCAGCGAAACUGUGACUAUAUAUAUAUAUAUAUAUAUAUGCCAUUUUAGUACUUUGUGUGGCGUCUCGUGGCCUAUAUAUGUUUGAUUUUGGGUUUUGUCACAUCAGGGUAACACGUUUUGUUCUUAAAUUAUUGGAGAAGUAGACUUCGUCUCUCCCCCCUUCUCCUCCUCAUCCUCCUCCUCUGUCCGUGGACAUGGAUUCUAUUCUAUUGUGUCAGGGUGGUGAGUUCGCUUUGUUGAAAGAUGUUGCUUUAUUUGAGUCAUGAAAGCACAUUUAUUGUCGUAUAGUGCAGCGUUUGUUUUACAGUGAGUGCCAGACAUUUGCUCUAUGGUGAAGUGUUUCUAUGUGGGCCUUUUAAAGUGGCGGAAAAACGGUGUUGAUCUGUGAAUUUUACUGCAUGUUUGUGGCAUGUAUAUCUUGCAAUAAAUAUGAUUGUCAAAUAA
Solea solea (common sole) is the source of this 2362-nucleotide messenger RNA. RefSeq names its product homeobox D10a (gene hoxd10a). Gene Ontology annotation, biological process: regulation of transcription by RNA polymerase II. Gene Ontology annotation, cellular component: nucleus. Lineage: Eukaryota; Metazoa; Chordata; Actinopteri; Pleuronectiformes; Soleidae. Gene Ontology annotation, molecular function: DNA-binding transcription factor activity, RNA polymerase II-specific; RNA polymerase II cis-regulatory region sequence-specific DNA binding. The record is from RefSeq and is a predicted model, not a curated record.